AUGGCGUCUCUGAAUGAACAACUCACUACGCUGGUCGAUAAGUACACGGCUUGCGAUGUAUCAGACGCUCUUUUAAAGCUACAGAAAGUGCCCGAAGGCAGUGCACCACGAGCCGGCUACCUAGCUGAUUUGACCCCCUUCUCCCCGAUAAUCGGCAGAAACGAAAACGCGCAAAAAGUAGCAGCACCUGCAACGACAUUCAAGUUUCUUUCAAAGAACGCCAGCCCGCCUUCAAUUGCAACGGAGAGCCCCGAAAAACACGGGUUCCCGCCGGGCAAGCACUGGGUGGACUAUGUUGGCGACUUUGCCGCGGAAGAACCAUCCAACGCGGGCUCAAUUAUUGUGAUUGAGCAGCCGGAUGAUCAGUACUGUGCCGUGACAGGUGGGAUUAUGGCGACUCGCAUGAAAUUUCUCGGUAUCAAGGCUGCUGUUGUGGGUGGCCGAGUGCGCGAUUUGAGGGAAUUGCAGGCGACGGAACUCCCGAUUUGGGCUCGCGGUACUUCGACUGUUGGUACUGGUGCCGAGGCCAAAGCGGGUGUACGGAAUGUUCCUAUUUCUAUUGGAGGGGUGACUGUUGAUGCAGGAGACAUUGUUUUCUGCGAUCCCAUGGAAGGAGUGGUCGUCAUCCCUCGUGACUUGCUCGGCCCUGUCCUCGAACUCAUGCCUAAGUUGAUCAGUAUGGAUGAACAGGCGAAGGAAGCUGUGGCGCAGGGAAUGACUGUCACUGAUGCCUUUAAGAAGUUCCGUUAA
Molecule: messenger RNA, 750 nt
Organism: Penicillium atrosanguineum
Lineage: Eukaryota; Fungi; Ascomycota; Eurotiomycetes; Eurotiales; Aspergillaceae
Product: RraA family protein
Exons: 5
Coding region: 1-750 (249 amino acids)
Source: RefSeq, a predicted model, not a curated record